Molecule: messenger RNA, 564 nt
Organism: Encephalitozoon hellem ATCC 50504
Lineage: Eukaryota; Fungi; Microsporidia; Unikaryonidae
Product: nucleotide excision repair endonuclease NEF1 subunit RAD10
Exons: 1
Coding region: 1-564 (187 amino acids)
Biological process (GO): meiotic mismatch repair; UV-damage excision repair; nucleotide-excision repair
Cellular component (GO): nucleus; ERCC4-ERCC1 complex; nucleotide-excision repair factor 1 complex
Molecular function (GO): single-stranded DNA binding; damaged DNA binding
Source: RefSeq, a predicted model, not a curated record
AUGAUAAAAGUUUCUCCGCUCCAGAAAGGGAAUGGUGUACUAGACUAUCUUUCGAAUGCAACUUGGCACUACGACAAUUCGAUAACGCCGGACUAUGAGGUGAACGGCUCUGCUGCCUUGCUGUUUCUGUCUCUUCGCUUCCACUGCUGCAAGCCAGAGUAUAUAUACAAAAGAAUCAACAAGCUCAAGCCUUACAAAGUGCGGAUAUUGCUUGUCCAUGUGGAUGUUCCCAACCACAGCAAAAUGAUUCGGGAGCUCUUUGACACUGUUUCUCUGACGAUGGUUCUCGGGUUUAGUGUGGAGGAGUGUUCGAGAUAUAUCCAGGGAUUUGAUGCAGCGGGAAAAAGAUCGAUUGAUGUGAUAAGAAGAGGGAGCCGGGACGAGGAGGGGUUUCUGUGUGCUUUUCCAAAGGUAAACAAAAGCGAUGUUCAACAGAUACUUAAGGAUUGCGGAACACUUCGGAGGUUCUUCGGAAGGUCUCCCGAGGAGAUGGAAAGAAUCCAGGGCCUAGGAAAAGGCAAAGCCGAGGAGAUUACCAAAUACCUUAAUAUGCAAUUUGAAUGA